UUCUAUAAGGAAGAGAGUUAUAUAGAUAACUAUCUUGCUGGGCUUAGGAAUAUAAUUAAAUCUCUAAAGCAUUUCUAUAGCCUAAGUAUUGUUAAGGCUAAAUUCUCUAAUAAUCUUGCCGAUGCUAAUAUUUUUAAAGAAAAUCUUAUAGUUAUUUAG
Messenger RNA from Paecilomyces variotii, 159 nucleotides. RefSeq lists its product as hypothetical. NCBI's taxonomy places the organism in Eukaryota, Fungi, Ascomycota, Eurotiomycetes, Eurotiales, Thermoascaceae. The transcript has a single exon. The annotation marks the transcript as partial. The record is from RefSeq and is a predicted model, not a curated record.